Molecule: messenger RNA, 8073 nt
Organism: Puntigrus tetrazona (Sumatra barb)
Lineage: Eukaryota; Metazoa; Chordata; Actinopteri; Cypriniformes; Cyprinidae
Gene: cenpe
Product: centromere protein E
Exons: 57
Coding region: 88-8010 (2640 amino acids)
Biological process (GO): mitotic cell cycle; microtubule-based movement
Cellular component (GO): microtubule
Molecular function (GO): plus-end-directed microtubule motor activity; ATP binding; microtubule binding
Source: RefSeq, a predicted model, not a curated record
UCGGUUGAGAUUUUAAAUCUUACCGAGCGCUAGUCAGUCAGUCAGUCAGUUAACUAGUUAACGUUAGUCAGCGCUAAAGGAGUGAAGAUGACGGAGGAAUCCGCCGUCAAAGUCUGCGUUAGGGUCAGACCUCUCAUUAAAAGAGAGGAGUCUGAGAGCUCGGAGCUGGUGCAGCUCUUCUGGAGAGCCGACCGACAGGCCAUCCAUCAGCUGGACGACGACGGAGCUCAAACCAAGAGCUUCAGCUUCGACCGUGUGUUCAGCGCUGAAGAGACCACCGCUCAGCUCUACCAGGACAUCGCCAAGCCGCUGGUCGUGUCUACCGUUGAAGGCUACAACGGCACGAUAUUUGCCUAUGGACAGACAUCUUCUGGGAAGACCUUCACCAUGAUGGGAAGUGAGCGUAACCCCGGAGUGAUUCCGCUCGCCAUGGCUGACGUCUUCAAAACCAUUAAAAAUUGUCCAAAGAAAGAGUUUCUCCUGCGUGUGAGCUACAUGGAAAUCUACAACGAAACGGUCACAGAUUUGCUCUGCGACAGCUGGAAAAGGAAACCUCUGGAGAUCCGUGAAGGGAACUAUAAAAACGUGUACGUGGCUGAUCUGACGGAGGAGCUGGUGACGUCUCCAGAACAAGCCCUGUCCUGGAUCACCAAAGGAGAAAAAAACCGACAUUAUGGAAAAACAAAAAUGAACCAGCGUAGCAGCCGCUCUCACACCAUCUUUCGCAUGAUCUUGGAGAGUCGUGAGAGAAGUGACCCGGCGUCUGGUGGAAACGCUGACGGAGCCAUCAUCGUGUCACACCUGAACUUGGUGGAUCUCGCUGGUGCUGAGCGGGCGAGUCAGACGGGAGCUGAGGGAACCCGCUUUAAAGAAGGGUGCAACAUAAACCGCAGUCUGUUCACACUGGGUCAAGUCAUUAAGAAAUUAUCUGAUGAGAGUCAAAAGGGCUUCUUGAAUUACAGAGACAGUAAACUCACCCGAAUCCUUCAGAACUCUUUGGGAGGCAAUGCCAAAACCGUCAUUAUUUGCACCAUCACCCCAGCCACCGUUGAUGAGACCGUCAGCACUCUACAGUUUGCUAGUGCUGCUAAGCGCAUGAAGAACGAUCCUCACGUCACGGAGGUCUCUGAUGAAGGGGCUCUCUUGAAAAGAUACCGCAACGAGAUCGUCGAUCUCAAACGACGUCUGCAGGAGGUUUCUUCCGUCACACAAACCACUGCAACGGAGCGAGAGUCUCUGUGUCAGCUUCUGCAGGAGAAAGACCAGCUCCAGAGAGAUCAGGAGGACCGGAUCAAGAACCUGACCAAGCUGCUCGUUACUGCCUCAAACGUGGCCCUGGUCCCUAAGGUUCCCAAGAGGAGAGUGACGUGGGGAGGAAAGCUGUUGAGAUCUGCUCAUCUCCUGAACGAAGAUCUGGCCUCGACGGACAUGAGCUUCGCAGAGCCGUACAUCAAAAAGAGAAGAGCUGAUUGUUCUCUGCGUGAGGAGGGAGACGAUAUGGAUGAGUUCGACAGUCGGUUUGACUUCACUGCUCUGGACGAACCUAACAUGGACAUGGAGAUGAGCAGCAUCACUGUCCGCAGCUCCUCUGAAGGGAGUCAUUUCCUGGAUUCUCCCCGAGCGAGCGAGCUGAUGCUGAAGGUGGCGUCUCUGGAGCGUCAGCUGGAGGCGGAGACUCAGAGCAAACAGAGAGCAGAGGAGACCAGCGCCGAGCUGCAGAAGAAGAUCUCUGAGCUGGAGAGCAACCUGGAAGCUCAAGCUGUGCCUUCAGAGCAGGAGAAGAGCGCGUCUGAGCUGGAGAACGAGAUGGAGGCGCUGCGGAGACGACUCGAGACGUCUGAGGAGAAGAGCUCCUCGCUGGAGCUGAAGGUGUCUGAGCUGGAGAAACCCUCAGAAGCUCUCCUGCGCUCUCAGCAGAUGUGUGAACAGCUGAGAAAAGAUCUGGAAGAGGCCAUACAGCUCUGUGAGACUGUCGGAUUUGAGAAAGAUGCUGUCAUUGCUGAGCGAGACCUGGUCAAGCACACACUUCAGCUGGUAAGCGAAGAUCUGGAGAGUCUGAAGGCAGAGAAAGACUCGCUUCAGAAAGAUAAAGACACUCUGCAGCAAGAUAUAGAUGAGAGGACAGAUGCAGAAGAGUUUGAGAAACUGGAGCAGGAGAGCAAGAGAGAGUAUGAGAGAGAACUGGAGUCUGAGAACUCCAGACUGCAGCAGCAAUUAAAACAAUCAGAAGACAUGAUCCAAAAGCUGAAGGCUGAGCUGGCAAUGAUUUCUUCAGAGCUUCAGAAGAAGACAGACCUGAACACUGAGCUACAGAGUUUUAGUGACAAGGAUCUGGUCCAGGAAGUGACACGUCUGCGGCGCUCUCUGGACGAUGCAGAGGGUCUCAGUUUAGAGACCAAGAAAGAAUGGGCCUUCUUACGGAGCGAGAACAUCUCACUCAGAGAGAGAGACGCAAACCUGACCACAGACUAUGACAAGAUGGAAGCUGAGGUGAAGAUGCUUCAGGACAAGCUGGAGAAGGAGAAGUCUCACUUCAAGAAGAUGCAAAUGGAUCUUCAAAAAGAACUGAUGGGCGCCUUCGACGAGAACACCAAACUGACUGCUCUGCUGGACGGAAAAGUGCCGAAAAAUCUGACAGAUAGUCUUGUGUUGGAGAAGACGGUGUGUGACUUGCGUAAGGAGCUUGAUCAGAGUCACGGGAGAGAAAGAAGUCUACAGAGUAAGAUGGAGGAGUUAGACACACUUCCUGUGAAAGUGGAUGAGCUGCAGACACAGGUGUUUGGUCUGUCAGAAGAGCUGCGUUCUGUUCGAGAGGAGAGAGACGCUCUGAUAUCCGCUCAGUCCGGCGUGAACGAAGACCAUCAGAGACUGAAAGACGAGGCGACUGAAGCUCAGGAUCAGCUGCUGAAGAUGGAGAGCGAUCUGGUUGAAGCUCAGCUGAAGGAAGCAGAACUCACAGAGACAUCAGAACGUCUCCAGACGGAUCUCGAGCGCGUCUCUCAGGAGAACAGCACACUGCUCUCAUCAUUAGAGCAGGCCACAGAGAAGUCGGUGCAGCUGAGCUCAGAGCUGGAGUCUGUCCGCGCCGAGAGAGACGCGCUUCUGUCUGAGAAGACGGAGGAGGUCCAGAACGACCCGGAAGAGAUGGAGAAGCUACGACACACCAUCAGCUCCGUAACUGAAGAGCGAGAGCAGCUCCAGGAGAUCCUGCAGGACCUCAGAGACCAGAGAGACCAGCUCAAGAGCGACAUGGAGGAAAACGUGGAGAUGAUGAUUGAGACUCAAGCAGAGCUAAGAGAUGCUCAGGAGAAGGUGAAGGAGCUGCAGGGAAAACUACACAACCUGGAGUCACAGAGAGCUCAGGUGACGGAGCAACACGAGGACCAGGAGAGCUGUGUGGAUGGACAGCUGGACAAACUACAAGAGCAGGUAAAGCAGCUGACAGAAGAGCUCAGUGCUGCUGUCGGUGAGAAGGAGCGUCUUCUGUCUGAGAGAUCAGACGCCAUGGAGAAGAUGAACGCACAUAUCACAUCUUUAACAGAAGAGAGACAUGAGCUUCAGGAGAGACUACAGCAGCUGGAGAGGGACAAUAUUCAGAUCAAAACACAUCUGGAAGAGAAAAAUGAGACGAUUCUACAGAUUCAGUCUGAGUUACUAGGAAAGCAGCAGCGUUUGAGCCAAGAGCAAGAAGAUUCCAGCGAGGAGAACCACUCUCAGCUUCAGCAGAUCCAGACACUAAAGGAAGAGCUGGAGACUUUAUUAGAGCAGAGAAACCAGCUGACUUUGAACCUUCAAGAGACGUCUCAACAGGUGUUUGGUCUGUCAGAAGAGCUGCGUUCUGUUCGAGAGGAGAGAGACGUUCUGAUAUCCGCUCAGUCCGGCGUGAACGAAGACCAUCAGAGACUGAAAGACGAGGCGACUGAAGCUCAGGAUCAGCUGCUGAAGAUGGAGAGCGAUCUGGUUGAAGCUCAGCUGAAGGAAGCAGAACUCACAGAGACAUCAGAACGUCUCCAGACGGAUCUCGAGCGCGUCUCUCAGGAGAACAGCACACUGCUCUCAUCAUUAGAGCAGGCCACAGAGAAGUCGGUGCAGCUGAGCUCAGAGCUGGAGUCUGUCCGCGCCGAGAGAGACGCGCUUCUGUCUGAGAAGACGGAGGAGGUCCAGAACGACCCGGAAGAGAUGGAGAAGCUACGACACACCAUCAGCUCCGUAACUGAAGAGCGAGAGCAGCUCCAGGAGAUCCUGCAGGACCUCAGAGACCAGAGAGACCAGCUCAAGAGCGACCUCGAAGACGCUAAUGGGAUGCUCAUGCAGGCUCAGCAGGAACGCAGCGGCCCACGGACAAACACACAGCCUGAUGAACUGCAGAUGCAGCAGCUUAAGGAGGAGCUGGACGCUGUGAGUCAAGAGAAGAACCAGCUAAAAUCUGAUCUACAGGAGAACGUCGAAAUGAUGAUUGAAAAUCAAGAGGAGCUGAGAGGAGCUCUUGAGAAAGUGAAGAAUCUCCAGAACACUGUACAAGAACUGGAGUCUCAGCAAACUCUCAUGCAGUCUAAACUCCAGGACUCUGAAAACACGUCACAGCAGCAGGAGCUUCAGAUGAAGCAGCUGAGAGAGGAGCUGGAGAGUGUGUGCUGUGAGCGAGAGCGUCUUCUGUCUGAGCGCUCCAUGAACUCACCCGGUGACCCUGAGAUGAUGGAGCAGAUGAAGCUCAGUGUCAGGUCUCUGACGGAGGAUCGAGACCAGCUCCGUCAGACGCUGCAGAGCCUCAGAGACGAGGUGGAGCAGCUGAGGACCGAGCGGCGGGACAUGGACCAGACGAUGGUCCAGCUGAGGUCAGAACUGGAGUCUGUCUGUGCCGAGAGAGACCGCGUGUCGUCUGAAAGAACCGGAGACGUGCAGAAGCUUAGCUCUGUGAGCGAGGAGCGAGAUCAGCUCCUGGAGACUCUACAGCGACUCUCAGACGAGAGCGAGCAGCUCAAGAGAGACCAGCAGCAGCAGGACGAGACGCUGGUCCGGGUGCGAGAGCAGCUCCAGACUGUCUGUACCGAGAGAGACCUUCUGCUGUCGGAGAAGAACCAGAGCGAUCUGGAGAACACUCUUCUGGAGGAGGUGCAGAGCAGCCUGGUCUCGGUCACCGAGGAGAGAGAGCAGCUCCUGGAGAUCCUGAAGCUCAACAGAGAGGAGAAGAACCGGCUGAGGAGAGACCUGGAGGAGAAGGAAGACACUCUGCUUCAGCUACGAGAAGAGCUUCAGUCGUUUUCUGCCGAGAAAGAGCAGCUGCUUUCUGAGAGAAGCGAAGAUCAGCAGGAGAAGCUAGCGGAGGUGAAGACGGCCGAAGCUAACAUCAGCGCUCUGACUCGAGAGAGAGACGAUCUUCUGGAGACGCUGCAGAGCGUGAGAGACGAGAGAGAUCAGCUUAAGACAGAGCAGCAGGAGAAGAGCGAGACGAUGCUGCAGCUGAGACGGGAGCUGGAGUCGGUCUGUGCCGAGAGAGAGCGUCUGAUGAUGGAGAGUCAGUCCGGCUCUUCUCUGAACGAGGGAGGAGAUCUUCAGGAGAUCCUGCAGGGUGUUCGAGAGCUGAUCCAGGUCCAGGGAGAGCUCAAACAGAAGAAACAUCAGGUGUCUGGUCAGCAGAGUCCUACAGAGAAGAUUCAGGCUCUCUCCGAAGAGAUGGAGUCUGUGAGGAAUCAGAGGGUGGCGCUCCGGAGAGAACUUCAGGAGGCAGCUGACACCUCUAAAAUGUAUCAGGAUUUACUGCACGUUACUAAAGAAGAACUGAAGCAGCAGCAGAAGGAGAACGCUGGUCUGAUGGAGCGGAGCGCUGAGAAAGAGGCUCGUCUUCAGCAGCAGCUGAGUCGGAUGAGUGAAGAGCUCUCAGCUUUACGAGAGCAGCAAAACACGGGCGUCCAGAACCUCGGCUCGCUCGCAAAAGAGAACGACGAGCUCCAGGAGACGCUGAAGAAGGUCCGAGAGGAGGCAGAAGAGCUGAGGCUGGCUCUUCAGGAGAGCAAGGAGACGAGAAAGCAGCUGACGGAGGAGCUGGAGUCUCUCGCUGGUGUGAAGGAUCAGCUGGAGAACGAGAAGAACAGCGCUGAGAAGGUCCUUGAGUCUUUAAGAGACGCCACGAAAGAGAGGGAUCAGCUCAAACGAGAACUGGAGGGAAACAUGGAGAAGCUGGCACACAUCGAAACAAAAACAGAGCAGCUGGAAAAGCAGAAGAUCUUGCUGGAGUCUGAAGUCCAUUCCCUGAGUCAGUCUCUGACCGAGGUGAGCUGCAGUGUGUCGUCUGAUCAGAGUAACCUGCAGCCCAAACACCACACUCCUGGGAUCGAGGCGUCUGCUGAGAAACUGCAGGCUGUCUUAGCGGAGCUCCAGAUGAUCAGCGAGCGUCCCACCGAUGCUUUAGCGGACGUGAACCGUGAAGAGUGGGCCGUGAUCCAUCAGCUGCUGCAGAUUAUUCCAAAGAAUCAGAGAACAGUCGGCGUCUCGCACACCAAAAAAACAACCAGACUGAACCACGUGCUGAUCAAGAUCACGGAAGCUUACAGGAGACUGGCGCAGCGCUAUAAGACUCACUUUGAGACUGAGAUGCAGCGUGACAUGGCCUCGUUCGAGGAGUCUCGUCUUCAGGACCUGCUCACGGCUCCGGCCCGGUCUUUCCCAUCGCUCCAGGAGGACCUCCAGCAGACCUGGGAUCAGAGACUCACGUGUGUGCUGGAAAGAUGGCAGCAGUAUCUGCAGACGCUGGAGGCAGGUCUAAGGCUCCUGGAGGACGGUUUAUCCAAACACACGGUGAUGGUGUCGGAGGAGCAUGAGCACAGGACCCGUGAGCUGCAGGAGCUCCGAUCUCUGCUGGGAUCUCCUCAGACCUCGGCCGUCGUACAGCUGCUCGAGCGGCAGGUCACACGCCGCUCCAAAGUGACCGAGCAUCUCUGCACGCUUUAUUUCGCUCUGUUGAAUCGAUGCGAGUCUGCACGCUCUCCGCUCGUAUCUGCCUCCGCCGCGUCUAAGGAGCGACUCGAGGAUCAGAGGAGACAGACUUUAACUCUUCUUCAGGCCCAACACGGCACCCUGCCCAAAACUGAAGCUGAACUUCUGCAGGACAGUCAGCGAGCGUCUCUGCAGCUGCAGCAAACACAGAAACAGAUGGAGGAGAUUCAGGAGCAGAUGAAGAAGCUGAAGGUCCAAGCUGAUGUCUCAGAUCUUCAGCUCCAGGAGCUCAGUGGCCAGCUGAAGGAGAAGGAAGCCCUGAUCCAGAGCUUGAGAGACCAACUCAAAGAGUCAGAGAUUCUGGCUAAGAGGAGCAUGACACCAGAAGUGGCUGAGCUCGCUGCCCUCAAAGACAAGCUCGUCAAAAUGGAGCUGGAUCACAUCGCGGUCACCACGGGUCACGAGAAGGAAGUUGCUCAGAUGAGCUCUGUGUUGGAGCACCGGGCCGAUGUCAUCCGCAAGCUGAAAGAAACCCUGAGGAAAAUGCAGCAGGAUGACGAACAGUCGUUCUUAGACGGGGAAGAGUUUGACCUUAAGCUGGUUCCGAGCAGCAGAGCGGCCCCGUCCCUCAAAGAGAAGAAGAUGGAGGAGCUGCAGAAGAAGAACGCUCAGUUUGAGAGUCUGGUGAACAAGCAGCAGGAGGAAAUCAACAAAUGGAAGCGGAGAGCGUACAAGAUGAAGGAGAGCAAGCGGGACGCUCCAUGCACUCCGACCAAACGCCUUCCUCCUCUGACGGAGACGGAGAUCAACUCUCCCAAGAAGACCUUCCUGGACUCUCCGAGGAGCUCGUUGUUCUCCGGCGCUCCUGCUCCUCUCGUCCGUCCCACGCAGUUCUUCGAUAACUCCAGCCUCGGCUCUCCGUCAGAGGAGUCCUGUGACCCGGCCGAGCCCGACCCGGAUCCUUCAGACAGCGAUGAAGAGGAGCGUGGCUCCAGCGCAGCUCCGGUGAAAGACUGGUGGCAGAUCCCCGAGUCCUCUCCAGUGAAGUCUGAUCCUAACGCCUGCCCAACACAGUAAUGACGUGUGUGUGUUCACUCUGCUUGUUUGUUUUAAUGUAAAUAAAGAGUCUUUAAAAUCCUG